Messenger RNA from Puntigrus tetrazona (Sumatra barb), 1485 nucleotides. Its product is annotated as creatine kinase U-type, mitochondrial-like. Gene Ontology annotation, biological process: phosphocreatine biosynthetic process. Lineage: Eukaryota; Metazoa; Chordata; Actinopteri; Cypriniformes; Cyprinidae. The coding region runs from base 685 to 1365 and encodes 226 amino acids. The transcript is spliced from 5 exons. The record is from RefSeq and is a predicted model, not a curated record. Gene Ontology annotation, molecular function: creatine kinase activity. Gene Ontology annotation, cellular component: mitochondrion.
AAAAAAAAAAAAAAAAAAAAAGGCUCUUUCUUCGACUCCCCCAGAGUUUAAGAGUUGAGUUUUACAAUUUUUGAAUCUAUUCAUCCGGGUCUGGCGAUAACACUUUUAGCAUAGCUUAGCAUAGAUCUUUAUACCUGAUUAGACCAGAAGCAUCUAGUUUAAAAAUGUUUGACUCUUCUGUAGUUACCUUGUGUAUUAACCCCGACAGAAAAUGAAAACAGAGACACAUAAAACUGGUCAUCCAUAGUUGCCGGUUUAGAUCAUUUGAGGGACAGUAACAAAUGCUCAUCUUUUCAUCGGGGCCUUUGAUUACUGUAAUUCUCUAACAAACCUCACUGCUCUUGUCUUAUGAUGGCCUACCAAAGGAACAUUUUCUUUUUGAUAAACCAGUGUCUCCACUCCUCAUCGCAUCUGGCAUGGCUAGAGAUUGGCCGGAUGCUCGUGGGAUUUGGUAAGACAGAAGAACUACUGACCUGUUUUUAGAGCAUAGCACUACAUUCCUAUAGCUCAUCCUUUACUAGUCACCCAUAAGCUGGCUCAGAUGUACUCACCUAAAUAUCUGUAAUUCUGAAAAUCCUUUUUGGCAUUCCAGUUACAGAGAGACAUUUUAUACUUGAUAAUAACAGCCUGAACGAUUUGUAACGCAGUAGAUAAUCAACAAUUAAUUCGGUCAACCUGAGAGAAAUGAGAGGAAUAAGUUAUCAGGAGAUAUUUUAUCAUGCUGAACCAGUCCAGACUUCCCUUUUUUUUUUUUCUUUUUCUGACUGGAAACUCCAGGACCACUUCUUGUUUGACAAGCCCGUAUCACCCUUGCUGACUUGUGCAGGAAUGGCGCGGGAUUGGCCCGAUGCCAGAGGCAUCUGGCACAACAAUGAAAAAACAUUUUUAAUCUGGAUCAAUGAGGAGGAUCACACGCGCGUCAUUUCCAUGGAAAAGGGUGGGAACAUGAAGAGGGUGUUUGAGAGGUUCUGCAGAGGACUGAAAGAGGUCGAGAGGUUGAUUCAGGAGAGAGGCUGGGAGUUUAUGUGGAAUGAACGCUUGGGCUACAUCCUGACCUGCCCCUCUAACCUGGGCACCGGCCUGAGAGCUGGAGUCCACGUCCGCCUGCCGCUCCUGAGCAAGGACUCACGCUUCAAUAAAAUUUUGGAUAGUCUCAGGCUACAAAAACGUGGCACGGGAGGCGUGGAUACUGCGGCUGUGGGUGACACUUUUGACAUUUCCAACCUUGAUCGUCUAGGCAAAUCUGAGGUUGAGCUUGUUCAGUGUGUGAUUGAUGGUGUCAACUACCUGAUCGACUGUGAAAAGAAACUUGAGAAGGGCCAGGAUAUCACCAUCCCUUCACCAUUAGCCCAGUUCAAGAAAUAAUGCCAUCCUUGCAAGAAGAACUGAGAGCUAGGCAGCUGAGAGAUCUGUAAGCUGUUAUUCACGACAUCCGCAGGUCUUUUUAAAGGGAACUCAACUGAAUAAAUUCUUAUUUUAAUUCUG